AUGUACUUAUCUGUGCUCGACGGAGCAGUAGGGUGUGUUCUAGGUCAGCACGACGACUCGGGAAGGAAAGAGCAAGCCAUCUACUAUCUUAGCAAGAAAUUCACGCAGUAUGAGGCUAAUUAUUCGUUUAUUGAGAAAAGCUGCUGUGCUUUGGCAUGGGCAGCUCAAAAGUUAAGGCACUACCUGCUAAGUCAUACUACCUAUCUCAUCUCCCGCUCCGACCCUCUGAAAUACCUCUUGGAGAAACCGAUGCCAACUGGACGUCUUGCUAAAUGGCAGAUGAUUCUUUCAGAGUUUGAUAUUGUUUUCACUUCGCAAAAGGCUAUCAAGGGACAAGCUAUAGCCGAUCAUUUGGCAGAAAAUCCAAAGGACGAUGACUAUCAACCGCUCCAUACCUAUUUCCCUGAUGAAAAGGUUUUAUUUGUUGGUACCGUGGAAGAUAUGAGCGAGCGGUGCCUUGAAUGGAGAUUGUUUUUCGAUGGUGCAGCUAAUUCUUUUGGAGUCGGAAUAGGAGCAGUUCUUGUAUCCCCGGAAGGGAAGCAUUACCCUGGAGCUACUAAAUUGCAAUUUGCCUGCACAAAUAAUAUGGCCGAGUAUGAAGCAUGUAUUUUUGGUCUUAAAAUGGCUUUGGAAAUGGAAGUUAAGGAGUUAAUAGCCUUCAGUGAUUCAGAUUUACUCGUGCACCAAACAUUGAAGCAAUGGAUAACCAAAGAUUCAAAAAUCUUGCCAUACCACUGUAAUUUGCUCAAUUUGGCUCAACAAUUUCAAAGUUUGGAAUUCAGACAUCUCCCACGAGCCCGAAAUGCAUUUGCAGAUGCCUUGGCCACCUUAUCUUCUAUGAUACAAUAUCCAGACGAAUUAGGAAUCGAGCCUAUCCAAAUUCAACUCCAAGACAAGCCUGCUCAUUGUUGGGUAGUAGACAAGACAUCUGACAAAAGCCCUUGGUACAAUGAUAUUAAGGAAUUCAUCAAAAUCGGGUCUUACCCUCCAGAAGCUAGUGCAAAUGACAAGGGUUUCCUGCGCAGAAUGGCCUCGAAGUUUUUCUUAAAUGGAGAGGUAUUAUACAAAAGGACCUCAGAUUUGAACCUCUUACGGUGCAUCGAUGAAGAUGAAGCUCAAUACAUGAUGAAAGAGGUGCAUAGCGGUGUCUGCGGACCUCACAUGAAUGGACAUUUGUUGGCAAAGAAAAUCAUGAGAACCGGGUAUUUUUGGCUUACAAUGGAACGCGAUUGCAUAGAUUUUGUCCGAAGAUGUAUUAAAUGUCAAGUGCAUGGCGACAUCAUACGCGCUCCUCCCACCGAGUUGCACAGUAUGAUUGCUCCAUGGCCCUGCUCGAUGUGGGGUAUGGAUGUGAUUGGCACAAUUGACCCUCCUGCUUCAAAUGGGUAUCGAUUUAUAUUGGUGGCAAUUGAGUACUUCACCAAAUGGGUCGAAGCGGAAUCAUUCAAGCACGUGAUGUGA
Molecule: messenger RNA, 1461 nt
Organism: Coffea arabica (coffee)
Lineage: Eukaryota; Viridiplantae; Streptophyta; Magnoliopsida; Gentianales; Rubiaceae
Molecular function (GO): RNA-DNA hybrid ribonuclease activity; nucleic acid binding
Source: RefSeq, a predicted model, not a curated record